CAAUGCAUCCCUGACCUGUCUCAGUAUCGCCAUUAUUCCUCGAAUUGACCAUGGCUUUAUUAUAUGUUGGUGCGAGACCUCGACCUAAAGAUGAUCAGCGAGGACGCCGACCAUUGUCAACUUCACCAAACUGAAGAUUAGAUACGUCCUGGAACAGUCAACAUGCAUGAGCUCGCGAUGCUUAUUCAGCCCACAACGUCGUCUGUUUGCUCUUUCCAGACUGAUGGCCGUAGUCGUGGCUCCAAGCCCUUCAACAUCGAGUGCUCAGUGUUGAGAUCCUAUAUACCUACACAGGUAGGCGUAUGGCAUGUGUUUCCUGCCACGCCGUGUACUUACCAUUCAACCACUAAUGGGAUGCUCGAAUAUAGCUGUUGUUUGACGAGACGUCGGCAGCGAGAUUUGGCAAUCUUUCAUGCGAUCCAAGCAAGUGCAGCUUCCAUUCUGAUUAGCAGCUCAGCUGGACGAGAAGGACUUGAUCGCCCACGAUGGCAUCCUCAAGGAAUCUUCGGCCGCCGGGAAAACAUGAUGGAACCGGAAUACAUCAAGGAGUCAGAUGAUGAUAGGAUUGCAGAGUCUGUGGGCCAACAAGACAACCUUCUUCUGGACUUCUCCCCAGUCAAUUCAGAGUUGCCAAAAGAUGACGAGGGAUAUCAGAGAACAAGCUGUCGUGUAGCAAGGGCGGGAUGGAGUGAAGGGAAAGCGACUAAACACACACCACCAGUCCAAAGUGAUAUCCAGAUCACUCACUCGUCCAGUUCGGAUAAAACCUGCUCUGCCACACCCAUGGAUGUACUGCCCCCAGCCUCCUGGUUCCCAGAGACCUCAGUGUUUAAAUAUCUUACUUCUGUUUGAUCUCACCGUCGACCAUUCCUGCCAUCGCCGACUCAAUAUCAACCGCCAUCCCUAAAAGCAUCAUCUUCAGAGUACUUGUAUAACACCACAUCCUGCUGUACCAGCAAACAUGUUGCCUCCCAAGUCUCCCAACACGUCCUCGACCACCACGACCCUUACACUCCCAUUGAGGGCUGCACCGCCAAAGUCAGUUAUCCUUGAUCCCUAUUUCACCCUCCUGUACGAAGACAACAAGAAGAACUUACAACACUUCCUUGACAACAAAGCGCCUCUUCCUGUCAAGGAAGUUCUCGCCACAUCAAGAUUUGCCGAAUACCUUUUGAGCAAGGAGCCAGGUCCAAGGGUCCAGUACGGAAACCUUCGGCCUGCUCUGAGUGCCAUCCGUUCCUUCUUGGUCAGCUCUCCCGGUGGCAAGAAGCUGUUGGCAUUCUAUAAGCACCUCCUGCAAGUUCAAGGUCGUUGGUUGAUGGCGACAGCCCAGUUGGUCAGCUUUGAACUCUAUGUCAAGCUCACUUACGCCCUCUUCAUCUCCCGUGAUGACAAGAAGCUCUUAGACCAUUUCAUCAAGGUCAUCCCAGGAGCUCUGUCCAAGGUGGCGAACUACAGCAAUGUUGACAGAGCUAGCUUUGACACCUUGCUGAAUCUCGAAAAGAAUCGUCUUCAGGAAGCCAGCUUCAGUGCAGCAGACAGCCUCUUCAACUUCAAAGUCUCUAAGGAAUUCUACCACACUCACGGGAAACUUCUCACUGCCAUCGAGGUGCACGAAGCCAAGCUUGAGGAACUGCGUGAGCGAGCCGCUCGCCGCAAAGCUGAACGGCAGGCUAGGAUUCAAGCCGCGUACACACGAAAUUCAGCUACGCUCAACCGACAGAUGGGUAUGGCUGGUAUGACUCCCCACCAUCCGGAGGUUGAAGCCUCUGUCUGUCAGUACACCAAGGAGAUUCGUAAUGAAUUCUUCUCUUUCAACGAAGAUACUGAUGCUCAAGAGCCUCUCGACUUGACCGGUGAAUAGUACUGGGGGAUCAACUUCACGGUCACAACGUCACUGCUUUCCCGUUGGUGUUCUCUGUCGGCUGCAUAUGGAAUGCUCUUCUUCGAGCCCACCUGUGUAAGGCAACGCUUUCCCUCAUGAGGAUUGGCGUAUCCUAAACAUGAAAGGCAUAAAUCCAAGAGUCAUGUCACUGGCAAGCUCACCAAGAGAAAGGUUGCAUGCACUCGAGCGUAUGGCAUUUGAAUGAGCUUUGGAAAGGACGGAUGCGAUUUUAUGGCCCAUGCCCAGUUGCCAUGAGCCUAAGGAAAAUCCAUUUGGAAUGACUUUCUUGGAUCGAAGUGAACAGGAGAAUUGACUUCUUGUCAAGCAGACAUUGUCGGCCAAAUGAGAAUCAGAAGCAAAUGUCCACCUUCACAUUGAACGGUACAUGAAAGCUUGGUGAUAGGAAUUCCCAAGGGCUUUGCGGAUGGUUUCAAAACACCAAUUCGAGCUCUUGAACAAGACAGACUGCUGCUGCAGGACUUUUUCA
Molecule: messenger RNA, 2372 nt
Organism: Cladophialophora immunda
Lineage: Eukaryota; Fungi; Ascomycota; Eurotiomycetes; Chaetothyriales; Herpotrichiellaceae
Exons: 2
Coding region: 962-1864 (300 amino acids)
Source: RefSeq, a predicted model, not a curated record